GCACCACCACCUCCGUGCUGCACUCUGUUUCAGCUCAAGUCAUAGCCUCGAGUCUCCAAUUCCGUGCGACGUAUUCAUCGAUGCGCCAUCCUUCACGUUUCAGCACGCCUGCGCGCCCGCCGUUGCCCUGCGUCAGCUUUGGUCGCCGCCAUGUUUCCCGUGAAGCGCUGGGACGGCCUUCACGAGGCCCUCCCCUCGUCCUACCUCCUCGACUCCACUCCGCCGCUCAAACCUCCGCCCGCCAUUCCGCGCACACCCGCUUCCGCCCCGGCGAUCCCCGCGCUGAGCAAAGUUGAGACGGUUAGCGGCGGCGGGGGUAGGAAUGAAAAUGUUGCUGCGGAGAUUGCGGGAGGAAGCGUUAGUGACACGAAAAAGAAGGAUGCAUCUGCGGGACCUGAUCAGGAUGGCGCUGGUGCGAGGGCGCUUCAGGCACCAGCGCCCAUGGCUGAGCGUGCUGACGUGGGCCACGUUAAGUCUGACGCUGCUGACAUGGCGUCGCCCGCUGCCCCAGGGCAUGAAGCGACGGACGGCACAGCGGCUCGCAGGAAACGAAGAAAAGGCGAAUUGCGACGCGCAGAAGAGGCGCAUGCGACAAUUUCAGGAGAGUUACACGAUGUCGCACAUGCUGUGGCGAAUGACAAGGCAGGAGAUGAACUACGCGGCGAGGGUUCAGGGCUCGCAGCAAACACAGGGUUUAGGGUUGCAACUGGGAAGUCGGCUGACGAGGCUCCAGGAACCAGUGGGAAGGAGAAGAGGAGGAAACGAAGGCAGGAGGAUGUGGGGGGUUUUGCACUGGAGAAUGCGAGCAAUGCCUCGGUGCAGAGCGAUCUCUUGUUGGGAGAAGAUCAGACUGUGGAGGAAGAUGCGGAGAGGGAGAGGGUAGGAGGGGGAGACAGGGAAGGGAACGAUGAUGAUGCUGCUGCUGCUGCUAGUGCGGAGGCAAAGCUGAAGUGCUCCACAGCUGAUGCCAUUCCUCUUCCCUCGGUGCCGAACCUAGACAAGCGCCUCCUGCACGCCCUCGCUCCGGCCGGCAUUUCUUAUCUCUUUCCCGUGCAAGCCACCGUGUGGCGCGAGCUGCUGGGGUUACCUGGUAACCACCCCCACUCCCAUGCCCAUGCAAGGGGGGAGGAGCAGGAGGUGGAGGGGUUGCGGGCGGCGUCGCACGACUUGUGUGUGUGUGCGCCGACCGGGAGUGGCAAGACACUGGCGUAUGCGCUGCCCGUGGUACAGGCCCUGGCGGGGCGGGUGGUGCGGCGCGUGCGAGCACUGGUGGUGCUGCCCACCAGAGACCUUGCUGCUCAGGUGAAGCACGUGUUUGACACCAUCGCGCCAGCUGUCGGCCUCUCAGUGGCUCUCAUCAACGGCCAAUCGUCGCUCGCUGACGAGGCAACGCACCUCGUGCUGCACCCCGCCACCCCCUCUGGUCCCCUCGGGCUCCUCAGUAGCUUCAGCUACAGCCGUGGGCUCAGCAGCAAUGAUGGGGGCGGCGGCUGUAGCGGGGCGGAUAUCGUGGUGGCGACGCCUGGGCGGCUGGUGGACCACCUGCGGGGCACGGAGGGCUUCUCCCUGGCGCACCUGCAGUUCCUGGUGGUGGACGAGGCGGAUCGCCUGCUGCGCCAGUCCUACCACGACUGGCUGCCGCUCACCCUUGCUGCUGCUGCGGCUGUGGUUGGCAGCGCUGGCGGUGCGGCCACGUCAGCAGUGCAUGCUGACGUGGCCAUGAGCAUGCCGCUUGUGGGCGCCAUGCAUGGUCAUGGAGUCACGUGCGGUGCCCUCCCCCAUCCCUUCAUCCAUGGCUUAAGAUCCGACUCCCCCCUCUCCUUGCUCGCCGUGCCCAACGUGGAGCGCCAUCGGGUCAUCAAGCUCGUGUGCUCCGCCACACUCACUCGCGACCCCUCCAAGAUCCAACGGCUCCGAUUGCACCGCCCGCUCUUCAUCUCAUCUGCCUCCCACCUGCUCGCCUCUGCCAUGCUCCGCCACGUGGCAGCAGGGGGCACGCACCCCGCUGGGACCACUGCUGACGUGGAUGCUGCCGAUGCAGAUGCUGAAAUGGAGGAUGGUGAUGUGGCUACUCUAGGAAAGGGUGGAAUGGAAGAUGAGGGGAGGGAGGAAGAGGGAGAGGAGGAGGGAGGUGUGAGGCACUAUCACCUGCCUCCUCAAUUGGCCACAUCUAUGCUGGUGUGUCCGCGUGCCAGCGACAAGCCGCUGCUGCUGGCGGCUCUGCUCAGGCAGCUCACAGCAGGGGAGGGAGCGGGGGGAGGGGGGACGGAGGAGGCUGGAAUCAUCACGGCUGGUGGCGCAAGAGGGGCAGUGGGCGCUGUGCGCUUGACGCUGGUGUUUGCGUCGUCGCUGCAGGCGGCGCACCGCCUCUUCCUGCUGCUCUCCUCCUUCCCGCCCGCCUCGCUGCCCUUCGCCUUUGCUGAGUUCUCCUCUCGCCAGCCGCAGAGGCAGCGCAGUGCCAUUCUGGACAAGUUCCGGAGGGGAGAGGUGCAGGUGCUGGUGGCCAGUGACGCCAUGACACGUGGCAUGGACGUUGAGGGCGUAUUCAACGUCGUCAGCUACGACGCCCCCGUCUACCCGAAAACUUUUGUGCAUCGGGCAGGCCGAACUGCCCGGGCAGGCAGGCCAGGGCACUGCUACACCAUUCUAAGGAAGCAAGAGGUGCGGCACUUCAAGGCGGUGCUGGCUAAGGUGGGCUGUGCGGACUGCACUCAGGGCAAGGCGCCUACGGACCUCAUGGAGGGGCUCAGGGAGCACUACAGUGCUGCUUUGGAGAAGCUCAAGGCGGUGGUGGGGGAGGAGGAGCGCAGGGGCAAGUGACAUAAUCAGCUGCUCUGGUUACCAGGCCAACAGUAGAUGAGAUUUGUGUUCACAUCAAGUUGAUAUUAUUCUUUGCCCUUCAGUUCAAGU
This is a messenger RNA of Closterium sp. NIES-67, 2910 nucleotides long. The record is from the annotation of a GenBank genome assembly. Lineage: Eukaryota; Viridiplantae; Streptophyta; Zygnematophyceae; Desmidiales; Closteriaceae.